This is a messenger RNA of Brienomyrus brachyistius, 1877 nucleotides long. RefSeq names its product butyrophilin subfamily 3 member A3-like. The transcript is spliced from 7 exons. The record is from RefSeq and is a predicted model, not a curated record. Gene Ontology annotation, molecular function: protein binding. Lineage: Eukaryota; Metazoa; Chordata; Actinopteri; Osteoglossiformes; Mormyridae. Bases 54 to 1016 code for a protein of 320 amino acids.
GUGUGAUUGAAUUCUCUUAGCUUUAUCUGUUCUUACUUCUACUUUUAGCAGAAAUGGAUACCCUAUAUGAGAACAUCGAGCUGACUCUCACAACUGAUCAUUCGCAACAUUCAGUUAAUUUAUCUGGAUCAGGAAAGCAGUUUACUCCUGUUGGAAGAGGCAGUAUUCAGCCAGACCGUGAACCACAAAGCACUUCUGGCCUAGAGACUCUGUAUAAGAGGACAUCGGCAGUGUUCAUCUCUCUGUGGAUCAUCACACUGAUCAUUCUCAUCGCUAGACUGAGUGUCCUGUUCCUACAAAAAUCAGCCCUGCAGAAUGAACUGGAUCUACAAUGGACAACCUCAAUCAAUAUCUCGGCCCAACAGAUAUCGAACCUGCAGAAUGAGGUGAAGGAGCUACUGAUCAUUGCUGAGGAUGGUUUUGCUAAAUGGACAAAUAAACAAGGAAUUGUCCGACAAGAAGUGUGGAAGUGGAUCCGUAAAGCAGCAGCUAAUGUCAUUCUGGACCCCAGAACAGCACAUCGUAAUCUUACUGUUUCUGAGGACGGCAAACAAGUGAGAUUCAGUGGUGGCCUCCUACCUGGCAGCCCAUUGAGGUUCAGUAAUUGGUACGGGAUCCAGGGAAAAGAGAGUUUCUCUUCAGGGAGACAUUACUAUGAGGUUCAGGUUGGGACAAGGGACUGCUUUUCAGUUGGAUUUGUGAAAGAGUCUGUUGAAAAGAUGAAGUAUACUGUAACUUCAGAGAGUGGCUUCCUGAUGUUCAUAAUCGAGAAGAAUGUGUGCAAUGUUUCUACAACCCCCCCCACCUCCCUCUCUCUGAACGAGCCCCCUAACAAUGUGGGGGUGUAUGUGGACUAUGACAAGGGGCAGGUUUCCUUUUACAAUGUGGGCACCAGGUCCCAUAUCUACUCUUUUACUGGUUACAGCUUCAGUGAGAAACUCUAUCCAGCUGUUAAUCCCUGUAACAGUAUGACAUCAGGUCCCCUGAUCAUUUCUCCUGUCAGUCACACAGACUGAUCUGAAACAGCAGUUUACACACAGACAAGGAUUAAUAACUGUCCAUUUGAUAUAAUAUUGCUCUUGUUUUUUUCUGUGAUAUUUGUUUUUCUAAAUGUUUUGCCAGUGCCAACAGCAUUAACUGAACUGGGAGAUUAUAAUGAUUGCAUACGGUACAUACUAUCUCUACUUGAAUCUACCAAAGAUCACCUGCCUGUUAAUAGUGAUCAGGUGAUUUUAGUGGAUACAGAUAUUUAAUUUUAAAUAUUUGAUUUUAAAUACAAUCACAGGUUGGUUGCAUAUUUAUUUCAAAUAUCUUUUUUUUGCAGUAAUUCUUUAUGUCUGCUCUUACAAAAUGAUUCCUUGGGUUUGUUAUGUCAUUCUAUAUUAAAUGUAAGAGUUUGUUGACUUAUUAAUUUUUAAGUUUAAUGAAGGUUAUUGAAGAGUACCAGCCUUUAUACAAAUGAUUAUUGGGGUACAAGGACCAAAGACUUGUGUUUUAGCAUCUAUCGCGAAGUGUGUCGUGGUUCAGUUUCACCACUUGAUGGCAGCAGAGAGAUACCACUCCAGCAGAACCUGUUAUCAGUGAGUAAUACCUGAUGCUUGUUUGCCAUAAUUAUGCUCCCUUUAAAUACAAGUUUAUCCAUCUGUGGUGUAUUGAGUCUUGCUGUGCUAAUUUCUACAUUUUGUAUAACUAUACUUCCCAGAUGUGAACUACAUAUGGUUUUGGGAUCACUCUGCCGGUCACAUUGUACAGGUGUAACAAUGCACCGUGGCAUGAAAUCAUUUAUUAAUGUCAAUGCAAAGAGGCGCAGCAGGAAUAAUUUCAGUUUUGCUUUGAGAUGUUGUUUUUUGCAUUUUGCGCUGGAGUCUGAAGACUAA